Messenger RNA from Aedes albopictus (Asian tiger mosquito), 2161 nucleotides. Its product is annotated as zinc finger protein 583. Gene Ontology annotation, cellular component: nucleus. The transcript is spliced from 4 exons. Bases 127 to 2121 code for a protein of 664 amino acids. The record is from RefSeq and is a predicted model, not a curated record. Lineage: Eukaryota; Metazoa; Arthropoda; Insecta; Diptera; Culicidae. Gene Ontology annotation, molecular function: zinc ion binding.
AAACAGCUGUAAGCUGCAUCUUGCUGCAUAGCAGGAUUGCGUCUGGUUUGUGUUUUUUUAAGACUCAAAAACUAAGUGUUCCGAGCAGGUAAUAGGUAUCAAUUUACGGUGAAACUACAAGUAGCAAUGCCAUGUGUGGUCCCCACCUGUGGAACGUCCGAGGGAAGCUUCAUGCUGUUCCCGAGGGAUGGAACCCUUUCGGAGCGCUGGUUCGAGGCGAUUCAGAUCGGUUGCGGCAUCCUGAUGGAGCUGGACGAGGACCGAGAUCUGAGCCAGACGGAGAUAUGCCUGUGGCACUUUGGCACGGAUGAAGCGUCACUGGACGACGAGGAGGAUGAUCAUCGGUACCGGGAGCCGAAGCUGUUCGCCAAUGGCACUGGAGAAAAGGUGGAAAUCACCAGUUGCCGCCUAUGUCUGCAUUUCUUCCCGCGUUCCUACGUACUUUCGGCCGAUGGGAAUCUCGCCGGAAGUGAUCUCAAGUCGACCAUCUACGAGACGUUGACCAUCGCCAUCGGGGAAGGCGAUUUCCUGCAGCACGUUUGCAUCGAAUGCCUAGCCCGACUGGAGCUACUGGUCUCAAUUCAGCGGGAAUUUUCCCAGUCGGAAGUGGAAUUUCAAGAGUUGCUUAAAUCCGCACGGGAAUGCUCGUUCGAUGUGCACAGUAUGGUCAAGCUGGAGCAUCCCUCGGUGGAUGCUCUCAUAGAGGAAGAACGAGCCGAAUCGACACCGGAGCCGGAGUACGACGUUGUGGAGGAAAUCAUCGACGAUGGGCAGACGGCCGAGAAAGCUACCGUUCGGGUUACUAUUACGGAACGGAAGAAAACGGGGCCGGCUGUGGUCAAGGUUCGAAAGAAACGGAAACAAGUGAACCUUAAUCUGGUUACCAUAAUGAAAAAGAAAUGUUACAUUUGUUCAGUGAUCUUUAAAGAUGCCAACGAACUGUCGUUACAUUUGACGGAGAUGCAUUCCGGUAAGGAUGGCUAUCACUGCGAGGAAUGUUCGUUGGAUUUCCCCCUGCUACCGGCUUACAACAGGCAUCUUUCUCGCCAUGAUAAAUCCGAAAGACCUCACAAGUGCAAUUUCUGCCCUAUUCGCUUCAAAUCCACCAUUCAAUUGAAAGCUCAUGAAAACAGGCUUCACGACACUAAUCACGACGUGAAUUACCUGCCGGAACAGCCCACGCGAAUCGAAUGUGAAACCUGUGGGAAAGUAUUCAGUUACAAGCACAAACUGAAGAUGCACAUCCGGAUGGUUCACAUGGGCGGCAAACAACCCUCGUGCAACAUUUGUCACAAAACUUUCACGGCCACCUCUAGCUUAGAAAGGCACAUGCUUCUGCACACGAACGAAAAGCCACACGUCUGCCCAAACUGCGGAAUUUCCUUCCGACGUGCGCUCCUACUUCGACACCACAUGCAGAUGGAGCACGAAGGCCGAAAUCCUCACGUUUGCUCAGAAUGUCAGGAACAGUUCAAAAACUACCACCAACUCUACAUUCACAAGCAGGUUGUUCACCUGAAAAAGCCCUUCGGCGGAGGAACCAAACAGCGGAAGUACCACCUCGAUUGCAAACUCUGCAAGUCAUCUCACGCCAAAACGUCCGACCUGGAACGACACAUCAAAUCGGAUCACCCCGGCGAGACCUAUCCGUACCCGCAGUGCACGGAUUGUCCGCGAACUUUCCUCUCCAAGACCCACCUGGACCACCACAAGGCCAUCCACACCGAUAAGUACGCCUGCCAGGAGUGCGGCAAGCGGAACACCUCCAUCCAGACGCUUCAGACCCACAUGGAGAACGCCCACUCCGACGUCCGGCGGUACGACUGCCCGGUCUGCAUCAACAAGUCGUACAAAACGGCCGUCUCGCUGCGGCAGCACAUGGCUACGCACUCCCACGGUAAGAAGCACGUGUGCGAGUACUGCCAGAAGGGCUUCGUGCGGAAGGAUCACAUGCUGAUCCAUCGGAGAAUCCACACCGGCGAGAAACCCUUCCAGUGUACGAACUGUCUGAAGCGGUUCAACGACGAUGCGAGUUUCUGCAGGCACAGAAAACGCUGUCUGGAACCGAUGGCCAAGGCGGACGAGGACAAUGUGGAUGAUUUGCUGAAUUUUGAUUUUUGAUUUUAGGGUAGUGGCACACCGAAAAAAGUUUAAAACAUUA